Molecule: messenger RNA, 306 nt
Organism: Aptenodytes forsteri (emperor penguin)
Lineage: Eukaryota; Metazoa; Chordata; Aves; Sphenisciformes; Spheniscidae
Gene: FAM229A
Product: family with sequence similarity 229 member A
Exons: 4
Coding region: 1-306 (101 amino acids)
Source: RefSeq, a predicted model, not a curated record
AUGCGCAGCGAGGUGGGGGACAGGCUGGCACGCCCUCUUGGUGAGCAGGGGCUCUUGGGACGCGUCCGGGGCCCGGACAUGAGCUCCCAGCAGGCGCCGCAGGCUCGGAGGUUCCCCAUCGAGGCGGGUGACUGUCCCAGCUCAGCUGUGCCUCCCGAAACUCAGGAGCCGGAGCCGGUAGGCGCCGAGCGGUCUGUGGGAAGGCAGCUGCGGCGAUGCCCCGGCAGCCACUGCCUGACGCUGCCCAAUGUCCCCAUUGACGUGUUCAUCGCCAUGGGAGGGAGCGGCAGGCCUCGCACCGCCUAA